UCUCAUGGAGUGUACCUAGUUAUAUUCCAUCAGACUAUCCCAUCACAUAUGAGAUGGGGUAUCAUGUCUUAUUGUCUGACAACUGUACAAUGGCAGAAAGUACUAGUUUUAAUUUUCAAGCUUUUAAGUUCUUUAGUAGCCUCAGUACAUUUACUAACAUUACUGGUCUUAACAAAAGCACUUGCUAUAUUUUUGGUGUACGUGCAUAUACUGUUAAAGGGCAUGGGGACUGGAAACUUAUUACUAAUGAGACAUUGGAAUUUCCUUCUUUUCCAACAGUUACAAUCACAUAUACUAUAACUUCAACACCAGUUAUUACUACUACUGAUGGUAAUAUUGCUGUUAUUGCAAUGAGUGCACUUGGUGUCAUGCUUAUUAUAAUAACUUUCAGCAUUGUUAUCAUUAUCUGUUUAAUUAUUCGCAUUAAAUCUAUGUCUCGUAAAUGCGCAAGAUCUGAUGAUGAUAUUGCAAUGCAAGUAUGUGAGUUAUACAAGGCUAGAAUAAGUGAAGAGAACAUAGAUCAAGUCUAUGAUGAAUGUCAAAUGUCACCUGAUCCUAUUUAUGAGACGUUGACACAAUGACCUUCUUAAAAGUGUGUGCAUGAUCACUAUUUCGUCAUUCAUUCUGUCAUUAAUUUUAUUUAACAG
Messenger RNA from Amphimedon queenslandica, 647 nucleotides. RefSeq lists its product as uncharacterized. Gene Ontology annotation, molecular function: protein binding. The record is from RefSeq and is a predicted model, not a curated record. The transcript is spliced from 4 exons. Lineage: Eukaryota; Metazoa; Porifera; Demospongiae; Haplosclerida; Niphatidae. The coding region runs from base 54 to 581 and encodes 175 amino acids.